AUGGAUUGGAUUCCUAUGGACGGUUCAUUCUCAAAGAAUACAGAUAGUUCAAGUGCAACAUUUACAGCAGCUUAUACGCCUAUUAAUGUUAAAAGUAUUUGGGCACUAUUUAGAAAGAAAGACAACUAUUAUGUUAAUUUUGAGAACCCUAAGUUUAAAUAUCUUCAGCUUUCCAUGGGAGCUUAUGGAAAUAUGCCUGCAGAACCUGAAAAAUCAUAUGGACCUGUAUUUUAUGAAAUGGUUGCGAACGCUUGCAAUACAAACAAUGAUAUGAUUGGAUUUAAUGAAGAUGUUAUGAGGUCAUUGGUGGAUGAUGGUAGUGUGGAACAUAAAUGGGAUAGCUAUGACAACACACAUUUCUUAUGUGGUUUUCCAACAGGAGUGGACUUUUGCUUCCAGCAAGGUCAAACAUCUACUGCUCCAAUAACAUACAAAUUGUCUGUUAAAGGACCUAUUGAACUAGCAACUGAAAAUGUACCAAAGCCACUUAUUGGAUUUAUGAGGGAUUGUUGCUUUGCCAUUCAGGUGCGUGCUAAUGGCAUCCCCAUAAUAAGAUUACAUGACUAUAACUUAGCUACGGACGACGGUGAGGAAUAA
Messenger RNA from Trichomonas vaginalis G3, 597 nucleotides. RefSeq lists its product as uncharacterized. Lineage: Eukaryota; Parabasalia; Trichomonadida; Trichomonadidae. The transcript has a single exon. The coding region runs from base 1 to 597 and encodes 198 amino acids. The record is from RefSeq and is a predicted model, not a curated record.